This is a messenger RNA of Exophiala aquamarina CBS 119918, 1593 nucleotides long. RefSeq lists its product as uncharacterized. The record is from RefSeq and is a predicted model, not a curated record. The transcript has 3 exons. The coding region runs from base 1 to 1593 and encodes 530 amino acids. Gene Ontology annotation, molecular function: oxidoreductase activity, acting on paired donors, with incorporation or reduction of molecular oxygen; monooxygenase activity; heme binding. NCBI's taxonomy places the organism in Eukaryota, Fungi, Ascomycota, Eurotiomycetes, Chaetothyriales, Herpotrichiellaceae.
AUGACCGUGCCUUAUCAUCUCCUCCUUGGGGUGCUGGCAGUUCUGCUCGUGGCGGUGUCCUGCGCAAAAUCUUACCGCCGCCUCAAGCAUAUACCCGGCCCUACGGUGGCAGCAUUCACUGAUCUGUGGCGCUUCCUGGACGUUUGGAAACGUCAUCACCAUGACACAAACCUGCGCCUGCACAAAAAGCACGGUGAUGUGGUCCGACUGGGACCCAACUACGUGAGCAUAUCCAUGCCGGACGCCAUUGAAUCUAUCUACGGCAUCGGGAAAGGUUUCAGCAAGUCUCACUUCUACAGUCCCUGGCAGAACAUUAUCAAUGGGAAGAGGGUUCCGUCUCCCGUCUUCAUGCAGGACGAGGCACUGCAUGCAAAAGUCAAGCGACCUAUUGCCCCGGCCUACCAGCUCUCCAAACUCGUCGAAUUUGAGCCGUCCAUCGAUUCCACCACCGCUGCCUUUUUCACUCGCCUUGACAGCAUCGCUGCACGGCCAGAGGCCCAGCCACUAGAUUUUGGCACCUGGAUUCAGUACUUCUCCUUCGAUGUCAUUGGAGAGUUGACCUUUUCACGACGUCUCGGCUUCGUGAAGCAUGGCCGAGACGUGGAAGGGGUCAUUGCCUCUAUCGCUCAAAACUUCGAUCGGAACUCGGUGCUAGGCCAGAUGCCCUGGGUAGACCUGGUGACUUUCAAGAACCCCUUGUACCUAAAGUUCUUUGCCAAACAGAUGCCAUCGCCAAUCGUCAAAUUCGGCGCCCGUCGCUUGCAGGAGCGCCUGAACCCGGACAGCAAAGCAGAAAAAGGCGACGUAGAGGUAACCGACCCAGAGCUCCGCCUGAAGGCUGUCAGCUCAACUGAGCUCGCGGAGAGAGACUUUCUGUCUCGGUUCUUACAAGGCAAGGAUACCCAUCCGGACGUGGUUGAUGACAAGCAGGUGCUUGCGUAUUUGUUUCUUAAUAUCAACGCCGGCGCAGAUACGGUCACUACGACAUUGCGUGGUCUGUUCUACCAUCUUUUGAGGAAUCACUCGACGCUCGACGUCGCAACAUCCGAGCUUUUGAACGCUGUGAAGCAGGGGACCAUGUCCAGUCCAUUUCCUACAUUUUCGGAAGCUCAAAAGCUACCCUACCUCCAAGCUGUGAUUAAAGAAGCAUUGAGAUUUCACCCAGCUAUCAGCUUGCCCUUGGAACGCGUCGUCUCAUCCGCCGGGCUCGUUCUACCGGACGAGUCAAAGACUUUUCUGCCUCCAGGUACUAUUGUGGGUAUCAAUGCCUGGGUACUACAUCGCGACCCGAGAAUUUUCGGUCGCGAUGCGGAGGUUUGGAACCCACAAAGGUGGAUUGAUGCUGAUACAGCUCAGCUGAGGCGAAUGGACGCGCACCUGUUCUCUUUUGGAGCAGGAAAGAGAACGUGCUUGGGCCGGCACAUUGCAAUGCUGGAGUUGAAUAAGAUCGUGCCAGCCCUGUUGAUUCGUUACGAUAUGCGUCUGGCGGAUCCUGCGAAGGAGUGGAAGCUGAGAAACUCGUGGAUCGUCACGCAAUCUGGGAUCGAGGUGUGCCUCAAAAGAAGAGACGGGACUGGACAGAAGGUUGUCUAG